GCUGCCCCUUCCUCCUUCACUGGAGGACUGAACAGUGAGGCAGGGAGCUGGGUCGCAGCAGAACUGGCCAGUCUGUCACAGAAGAUGCUGCUUCUCCUGUUGUUCAUGGCCAGUCUCCUGCCCUGCGGGGCUGACGGAGGGGAGAUCUCCUGGGGCAGAGAGGCCACACCCCACUCCCGGCCCUACAUGGCAUCGAUCAGUCACUCUCACGAUGGGGAGGUCAAGAGGAACUGCGGUGGUUUCCUGGUCAGAGAGGACUUCGUUUUGACUGCAGCUCACUGUCGUGAAAGGAAUAUGUCUGUAACCCUGGGUGCCCACAAUCUCAAUAAAAAUGAAAAGAACCAGCAGGUCAUUCCAGUGUUUCAAGCCUUCCUUCACAAGUCUUACAGUCUCUUGAAAAGAGACAACGACAUCAUGCUGCUGAAGCUGAGAUACAAGGCCCGACUGACCAGCGCGGUGAAGCUCAUCAGCCUGCCCAGCAGAGAGGACUGGGAGAAGCCAGGCCAGGUGUGCAGUGUGGCAGGAUGGGGACGAACGUCCAACGGACGCUAUCCGAGCAAACUCCGAGAGGUGGAGCUGCAAGUGCAGGCUGGUGAGAAGUGCCAGCGUCUCUUCAGAUACUUCAACGCGUCCACCCAGCUGUGUGUGGGGAGUCCUGGGGACAGGAAGUGCGCUGGCGCCGGGGACUCUGGAGGACCUCUUGUGUGUGGCAAUGUGGCCAAGGGCAUUGUCAGCUAUGGUCUGGAAGAACCAGAGAGACCUCCUGAAGUCUUUACCAAGGUCUCAAGCUAUCUGGACUGGAUCGACAGGAUAAUGAACGUCUCCUGAGGUGGCUAGACCACCGUCCUUGUGUUCUGGAUCAGCACCCACACCUGUGUGUACAUGGGUGUGGGUGUGAGGGGGGUUGGGACACGCUGAAUAAAGACAGUCAUGCAGAGAGAGUGGCUGGCUUCUUUGA
Messenger RNA from Erinaceus europaeus (western European hedgehog), 958 nucleotides. Its product is annotated as mast cell protease 8-like. Lineage: Eukaryota; Metazoa; Chordata; Mammalia; Eulipotyphla; Erinaceidae. Bases 85 to 828 code for a protein of 247 amino acids. The transcript has 5 exons. Gene Ontology annotation, molecular function: serine-type endopeptidase activity. Gene Ontology annotation, cellular component: cytoplasm; intracellular membrane-bounded organelle. Gene Ontology annotation, biological process: proteolysis. The record is from RefSeq and is a predicted model, not a curated record.